CUCAAAUUCCUGAGGACAAUCAUAGCAAACAAUCACAUCAUCGCAAUAUACAUAAACAAAAGAGGAAGAAAAAUGGCAACCGAGUGGUGUAGUUAUAUUGGUUCGUCUUUCAUCCUCAAUUUCUACUUUUCAUUCUUUGAUAUUGGGAAGAACUCAUGGCCGGAGCUUUUAGGAACAAAUGGAGACUAUGCGGCUUCGGUGAUAAAAGGAGAGAACUCGAGCCUCAACGUUGUCGUGGUUUCGGAUGGAAAUUAUGUGACUGAAGACCUCAGUUGCUACCGCGUUAGGGUUUGGGUUGACGAAAUCCGUAUCGUUGUCAGAAACCCAACCGCCGGCUAGACAUGUAUAUGGACCACCAUUAUGCUAUAGCCAUGUAGGCGCCUUACUAUGAAUAAAUGAAACUAUAUAUAAUGCAUGCAUAGUUGGUUGGUUGGUCAUAAUGUAACAUCUAUUGUUUGCUUGAAUGAUUCUGGUGUCCGAUCAUAUAACGCAUUUGAAUGGAUGAUGUGGUGUAUAUUUUGGCAGCCCUGGUGAUUUAGGAACUAAGCAAAAAUAGUAUUUUAUUUAGCGAAAACGCAAGAGUUGUUUAUUACAAAGAGCGAUAAGAAAAGAACAACAAAG
Molecule: messenger RNA, 621 nt
Organism: Arabidopsis thaliana (thale cress)
Lineage: Eukaryota; Viridiplantae; Streptophyta; Magnoliopsida; Brassicales; Brassicaceae
Product: Serine protease inhibitor, potato inhibitor I-type family protein
Exons: 2
Coding region: 73-339 (88 amino acids)
Biological process (GO): response to wounding
Molecular function (GO): serine-type endopeptidase inhibitor activity
Source: RefSeq, marked reviewed